AUGGCCAAGCUUUUGACCUGGAAGCAAUGGAUUCAAGACUCCCAGCCAAAGUACGAGGCUAAUCCUGCUGCCACCUGGGUUAGGUUUUUUGAGAAGGUUGGCCUCGAAUAUCUUGAUAACCCAAAAUACAAAAGCCACCUGCAGUUAGUUACCGCGGACUAUCUCCCAGAUGAUCUUAUUGCUGCUCCUGCGUAUGGACAGGUUGGAGCUAUCAUUGCAGCUGCAGCAGCGACAGGUGCUCAAGUCAAGAUGACUGACGACAAGUCUCUUUACCCAGUAAUUCUUGGGCGGCAAUUCCAGUUCGACUUCCGGCAGCACCCUACCCUUGGUACUAUCGGUGCAUAUGCACAGUUUACCCAGAGAGACCGCGAUGGGAACCCAUACGCGGAUACAAGUUCCAGCUCAAGAAACAUGAAUUUAGAAGAUUCCUCGCCACCAGGAAAGCUGGCCAUGGCCAUGGAACACCGUCGCGGCGAGAUUUGUCUUGAAGAUGGUGUGAUACUCUUGUUCAAUGAGAUGCCCCAAACUUCACUAAACCUAUUCAAAGAAGCUCACCGCUUUCAGCUUAUUGAAAGAUUGGGAGACCGAAAUCAUAAUGGGGAUCAUUCCCUUCCCAGUCUUAACGGUAUCGACGACGUGGACGUUUACUGCCCGAUCAUCAUCUUUUUUCUCGCUGCUACACCAAUGUGCGCUCCUGCGCCCUCCUCGGCUUCAAUCCUGGAAACUAAGUUGCCUCUCACACCGGUGGGACCCAAUGGAAGAUAUUGGUCAGCACUAUGCCUGGAAGCUUUUGACAAUGCGACGCCCUCUGAAAGGCCGAUUGGUUAUGAACAACCACAAUGGUCUGGGUUCCAUAAAUAUUGGAAUACUGUCAUGCCUCUGGGAAUGCACAAUGUCCUCAAACUCGAGGAUCCAAUAGCUUGUGUUCCCUUAUGGGUCAGCUACAUGCUGAGGGAAUCUGAUCGAAUAUUGGCGCCAAUACCACGACAACGAACGAGAAAUGUCGAUGCCAUAAGCCAACAGCUUGAGACUUCUCGAAGUCAGGACGAAGAGAUCGAUGACCAGAAAGUCGCCGAGAAAGCUAUGGACGACAGGAUCCCAAGAAGGAUGAACGAACAGGGGCUGAUUUUGGAGGCUAUUUAG
This is a messenger RNA of Colletotrichum costaricense, 1143 nucleotides long. RefSeq lists its product as uncharacterized. Lineage: Eukaryota; Fungi; Ascomycota; Sordariomycetes; Glomerellales; Glomerellaceae. The transcript has 2 exons. The record is from RefSeq and is a predicted model, not a curated record. Bases 1 to 1143 code for a protein of 380 amino acids.